Messenger RNA from Melanaphis sacchari, 5256 nucleotides. RefSeq lists its product as uncharacterized. Bases 1 to 5256 code for a protein of 1751 amino acids. Gene Ontology annotation, biological process: DNA integration. The transcript has a single exon. Gene Ontology annotation, molecular function: nucleic acid binding. NCBI's taxonomy places the organism in Eukaryota, Metazoa, Arthropoda, Insecta, Hemiptera, Aphididae. The record is from RefSeq and is a predicted model, not a curated record.
AUGGCGAAUACUGCUUAUGCUGAUGCAAAAUCGCGAGUGGUACGUUGUGUUAUUAAAUUAAAAUCAUUUCUUCAGGCUUCCGUAGAUUUUGCUAAUGAUCGUACCAACGCGGCUAAGCGAGCUAAAAUUGGUAAAAUGUUGAUUGAACUGACUAACCUCCGAAAUACCGUCGAAGACGAUAUCGAACGUAUGGAAUCUGCUUUUAAUUCUGCGACAGCUCCUGUUGAGGUAACCGAUCAUACGGAGAGUCAAAAACUUAUCGAGUCUUUCGACCAUUAUUAUUAUGAACUGGUUGCAUUCGCGGAUAUACAUAAAUUCUCAUUAUCACCCCCACUGGAUGUGUCAUCAAAUUCAUUUUCAAAUCAACAUCACAUAAAUAACAUGUCGGCCUUUCAACUACCAAAACGAAAAUUCCCAGUGUUUUCUGGCGUGUUGACUGAAUGGCAAGGGUUUGAGGAUCUUUUUAAAUCAAUUUUGUCUCAUGCUCCAGACUUGCCAGAUGUCGAACGGUUUGAGUAUUUAAAGACAUCCUUGUCAGGAGAACCGUUAUCACUUAUUUCGCAUCUUCCUCUUACGUCAACAAAUUAUAAUAGUGCUUGGAAAAUCCUAAGUGAUCGAUACGGCAACAAACGGGACUUAGCUCGCAUCCACCUUGACGCUCUGUUAGCUAGCCAAAGUGUCAAAUCCAACGAAGCUGCGUCCAUUAAAUUUCAAAUAAAUACACUUCUGGAACACACAGCUGCUUUAGACAACCUUGGCUAUGUGACCCGACAGUGGAGCCCGUUGCUUGUACAUAUAGUCGAGAAACAUCUAAAUUAUGAUCUGCGUGCUCGGUGGGAAUUAGUCGUUGGUGAUAAUUAUUUUCCUCAACUCACUGACAUUGUUGAUUUUUUACGUAGCCACUUGCGAUCUGCUGAAAUUUACUCGGGUUCUCCCUCGUGUGACAAACUCGACAAUGUGGCAAAACCUCAACGGUUCUAUAAAAAUCCAACGUCUAAACCUCGUGUAUUAGGAUCUUCUGCAGUUCUGUCUACAACAACCAACACUUCACCUGUAAAGAGCUGUCAAUUAUGUAACGCGCUCCACUCAAUUCGACAAUGUAAAUUAUUUAUCGAAAAGGCUCCAAAUGAACGUUUUCUCAUCGCUAAGACACAUCGAUUAUGUAUAAAUUGUCUUGGUUCAGGGCAUUCUGCAAUGUCAUGCACAUCUAAACAUAUAUGCCAAUCAUGUAAGAAAAGUCAUCACUCUUUAUUGCAUUUUCACUCUACGGCUAGUCCAUCCAUUUCGGUAGCCCCAGUAUCAUCAACGACUUUAUCCAUUAAAACGUCAGAGCCCUUGCCUGUGGCUGGGUCACAUGUAGCUACUACAUCAUGUCUUAUUCGUGGACAACCGCAGCAAAUCGUUCUACUAUCAACAGCUGUUGUUGAAGUCUAUGCUGCUGAUGGACGGCGACAUGCGUUAAGAGCGUUGUUAGACUCUGGUUCACAAGCUAGCUUUAUCACGGAAAGAGCUGUUUGUGCUCUUAUGCUUCGCAGAGUUCAAUCCUCUGUCAGCGUUACUACAUUUGCUAAUUCCGAUUCUACAGUUGUUCGGGGUAAAUGUACUAUUAAGAUGGUUCCGUCCGGUCAACAAUCACCUUCGUUUUGUCUUGACGUAUCAAUAGUUCCUCGAAUAACUGGCCCAACUCCUCAAACUCCGGUCACGUCUGGGCAUUGGGAACAUAUUAACAGCUUGUCAUUGGCCGACCCAUCGUAUAAUACACCCGGUCCCAUAGAUUUGUUACUAGGAGCUGACCUGUUACCGGUAGUUCUCCUUGAUGGCACGCGGACGGGUCAAAUUGGAGAACCCUUUGCAAUGAACACUGUGUUCGGAUGGGUUCUCAUGGGUCCAACAGACGUAUAUGAUCGCUCUUCCAUCACCACCCUGUGUAUGAAUGUAUCUGAACCUCUUGACUCGGCAAUUAAAAAAUUUUGGGAACUUGAAGAGAUAACCACCGUUCACCACUUAAGUCCUGCUGACGUUGCUGCUGAGGAUAUAUAUAAAUCAACCACGACUCGACUUAGUUCUGGCCGAUUUGUCGUCACUAUUCCGUUUUUGAGACCACGACCACUGCUUGGUGACUCCAAAACGUUAGCUAUUCAACGAUUUAAGGCUCUCGAGUGCCGACUUAACCGCAACAAAGACCUUCGUGAUCAGUAUGCUGAGUUCAUGCGUGAUUACCUGACAGCUGGUCAUAUGGAAUUGAUUCCCUUGUCUGAACAAAGCAAUCCAUAUCAUUAUUAUAUUCCUCACCACUGUGUACUUAAACCCGAUAGCCUUACUACAAAGCUUAGGGUUGUGUUCAAUGCAUCUGCAAAAACGUCAACUGGUAUAUCAUUAAAUGACAGUAUGUACACCGGUCCUAAACUGCAACCUGAUAUAAAAAUUGUUCUCCUUCGUGCUCGACUUUGGAAAUACUUGUUUAUGGCUGAUAUCAAACAGAUGUAUCGCCAAAUUCUCAUCGGACCUGCUGACAGAGAUUAUUUGAGAAUUCUGUGGAGAUUCUCAUCCACGUCUCCACUUGAGGAAUAUCGGUUAUGUACUGUGACUUACGGUACCUCUGCUGCACCGUUCCAAGCACUUCGCACUGUUCGCGAACUAGCGACGGUAGAUGGUGCCAGCUGGCCGAUAGCUGCCUCUGUGUUGUUGAAUGACACCUUUGUUGAUGACAUACUAACCGGAGCCAAUUCAACAGCAGCUGCUCUUGAAUGCCAGACUCAGCUAAUAAAUUUGUGUGGCCUGGCGCAAUUUCAAUUGCGAAAGUGGGCCAGUAAUAAUAGUCAACUUCUGCAAGCUGUACCAGAAGACGCUCGUGCCAUAGCCCCAUCUGUUCUGUUCGACAGUAGUGAACAUUCAGACUUAAAGGUACUAGGUUUGAAGUGGGACCCUUUAGCUGAUCAUUUUUCGUUCAAAGCGAUUGUUUCGACCGCCAUUCCUACCAAACGCACAGUCCUGUCAGAAAUUGCUAAGAUCUUCGAUCCGUUAGGCUUGCUGUCCCCACUCACCUUCUGGACAAAACACGUCAUGCAGCAACUUUGGAUUGCUGGAAUCAAAUGGGAUGAUCAAGUACCAAAGGAUAUUGCUGUAAUGUGGACACGCUAUCAAUCAGAGCUAAUGUCAAUUGAAAACGUCUCGAUACCUCGUCGAAUCACAUUUGAAAACGCCACAUCAAUCCAACUUCACGCUUUUUCGGAUAGUUCGGAGAAAGGAUACGCAGCGGCCGUCUACCUCCGAACGCAAACUUCUACCUCAGUCUAUUGUCACCUUGUCACAGGAAAAUCGAAAGUAGCACCUCUUAAAAGGUCCACUAUUCCACGACUUGAGCUAUGUGGAGCUGUUCUAGCUGCCAAACUCCUACGGUUCGUCGUCGAUGCCUACUCAAAUCGUAUCACUAUUGAUUCACUCCAUGCCUGGACAGAUUCAACUACCGCGUUGGCUUGGAUCCAGUCGUCUCCUCAUCGUUGGGCCACUUUUGUUGCAAAUCGAACUAGCCAAAUUCACGAGCUCACGUCACCCGAUAUUUGGAACCAUGUCCCUACACAUCAAAACCCGGUUGAUUGUGCAUCACGCGGACUUUUCCCAUCCGAGCUUGCUGCUCAUCCGCUAUGGUGGACGGGACCCGCUUAUCUAUUAGAGUCGUCUAAUACUUGGCCUUCUGCGGUAUCAAGUUCAGUUACAACAGAUAAUCAUACAUCUAUUGAAGCACGAAAAUGUACUGUCCUUCUAACCACGACCAAUUGCGCAAUUACUGACCUUCUAUAUCGGUUCUCGUCCUUAAAUAAGGUUCUACAUAUCGUAGCGUACUGUCUUCGCCUAUCUAAGUCACGUCCGUCAGCACCAUUCACACACUUGAUUGAUGCGAAUGAACGAACCCAUGCUUUAGCAGCUUUAGUGUUUUAUGUUCAACAAACGUCAUACUCCCAUGAAAUUUCAAAUAUAAAAAAAGGAUUACGUUGUUCUCCCGCCAUUAGAAGAUUGGACCCUUUCGUUGAUGAUCAAGGACUUCUACGAGUGGGCGGACGUCUCACGAACGCUGACUUGCCAUAUGCUCACAAACAUCCACUUCUGUUGCCGUGUCAUCAUCGCUUAACUGUGUUACUUAUUGAUCAUCAUCACCAUAGACUGAAACACCCAGGAUCCAUAGCACUCCAAGCUCAUCUACAGCGCGAGUUCUGGAUACCGUCUGCUCGGAAACUUAUUCGAUCUCGCAUACGACUCUGCAUCGCAUGUUUCCGUAUCAGACCGCGUUCCGUUCAGCCGAAAAUGGCCAGUCUUCCAAGCUAUCGUGUUCAACAAGUCAAACCGUUCUCCAUCACGGGUGUGGAUUAUGCGGGUCCUGUUUCGCUGAAGGAACCUCGUAAUCGCAACUCAGUACCACGUCUAGCGUACAUCUGUUUGUUCGUAUGCACUACGACCAAAGCAAUCCAUUUAGAACUAAGCUCUGACUUGUCUACAGAAUGUUUUUUAAUGGCGUUUACUCGUUUUUCGGCAAGACGUGGGCCUAUUAAGGAAAUGCACAGCGACUGUGGGACCAAUUUUAUUGGUGCGUCCCGUUUGAUGGACCCUCUUCAUGACCUAACAUAUUCACAAACAUUUCAAGAUAGUGUCCAUCGUCACCUUGCCAAACAUCAUAUAACGUGGCACUUCAAUCCUCCAGCAUCUCCACAUUUUGGUGGUCUGUGGGAGGCUGGAGUUAAAUCCACGAAAGCACUAAUUCUUCGAUCAAUCGGUACACACAAACUAACCAGUGAGGAGUUUCUGACAUUGCUCACUCAAGUUGAAGCCACCUUAAACUCUCGCCCAUUAUGUGCACUCAGCAAUGACCCAAAUGACUUUGAGGCUUUGACACCUAGUCAUUUUUUGACGUUAGAACCUUCAACGUCUUUACCAGAUCCAACUCUAACCGCAAUCAAGAUGUCAAAGUAUCAACGAUGGCGAUUAAUUACCGAUUUACACCGACAUUUUUGGUCCCGAUGGAAGAACGAGUACCUUAGCAGUCUUCAAGUCCGGAAAAAAUGGUUUGCACCAAAUCAAGAUCUUCGGGUUGGUGAACUUGUUCUCAUCAAAGAAGCAACACAUCCUCUUAGUUGGCGAACUGGAAGAAUUCGUGAUCUUCAUCCUGGUUUAGAUGGAAUCUCCAGAGUGGCCACUGUCGACACAACUUCUGGACAGUUAAAACGCCCAGCUGUCAAGCUUUGCCCACUUCCACUCUCUUGA